This is a messenger RNA of Paecilomyces variotii, 2445 nucleotides long. RefSeq names its product onanonoxo-7-onima-8-eninoihtemlysoneda. Lineage: Eukaryota; Fungi; Ascomycota; Eurotiomycetes; Eurotiales; Thermoascaceae. Gene Ontology annotation, biological process: biotin biosynthetic process. Bases 1 to 2445 code for a protein of 814 amino acids. Gene Ontology annotation, molecular function: magnesium ion binding; S-adenosyl-L-methionine:8-amino-7-oxononanoate transaminase activity; dethiobiotin synthase activity. The transcript is spliced from 5 exons. The record is from RefSeq and is a predicted model, not a curated record. Gene Ontology annotation, cellular component: mitochondrion.
AUGGCUCCUGUUGGCGGCGCCCUUUGGCGACAGCUGUGUGCGCAUCAGGUUUACGGCGCGAACACCAACGUCGGCAAAACAGUCGUCUCGACAGUUCUAUGUAAUGGAGCCUUGCGACACCCCUCUGCGCGCAAGGUUGGCUUCCUCAAACCUGUGUCUACAGGCCCGUUAGAUGAAGCAGACUACAGGCAUAUCGAACGCUUCUCACCGGGGACGCUGCAGAAGGGUCUAUAUCAAUUUGAUGAGCCUGUCAGCCCUCAUAUCGCAGCUCAGUCAAAGACUAUCCCCAAGGAUGACGAGAUUUUGACUGGGGUGCAUACCACUCUCACCAAAUGGGCUGACGACGGGAUCAAAUUCGCCCUGGUGGAAACGGCAGGCGGCGUCCACUCGCCUGGUCCUAAUGGAAACUCUCAGGCAGACCUCUACAGGCCUCUAAGACUGCCAGUUGUUCUGGUUGGCGAUUCGCGUCUGGGAGGAAUCUCAUCAUCAAUCUCGGCUUUCGAAUCACUGCUGAUUCGGGGUUACGAUGUGCACACGGUCUUGCUCUUCGAAGAUGACUACUACAAGAACCAUGAGUAUCUGCGUACGUACUUCGAAAAGAGAGGCAUACCAUUGCUCUCGCUUCCUCAGCCGCCUGAGAAACCACCAGUCGAAGACGCAGACGCACUUGCCAGAGAUGAAGAAGCUCUAGCUGCCUAUUAUGAGAGCGUGUCUAAGAAAUCUGAUAUCCAGGGUCUACUGGACGAUCUGUCUACCAAGAAUACGCAGAGAGUGGAUCGCCUAAGUUCAAUGGCGGAGCGCGCACACAAUGUCAUCUGGUAUCCAUUCACGCAGCAUCAAGGCAUGACCGCCAAGGAUAUCUCCGUGAUCGACUCGGCAUAUGACGACUACUUCCAGACCUACAAGCCGGACAGCGCUCAGGCGAGCAAUGCUGGUGCUGGUGUCUUGAAACCUACCUUCGAUGGCUCAGCCUCCUGGUGGACUCAGGGUCUAGGCCAUGGUAACCCAGAGCUCUCCCUGACUGCCGCAUAUGCUGCCGGACGCUACGGCCAUGUUAUGUUUGCGGGCACGGUCCACGAACCAGCUCUUUCUCUGGCAGAGUCAUUGAUCAAGGCCCACGAAAACCCCAGACUUGGCAAAGUGUUCUACAGCGAUAACGGAAGCACAGGUAUGGAGGUUGCUGUCAAAAUGGGUCUGAGAGCAUCUUGUGCACGUUACGGUUGGGACGGGAGCGAGGAACAGAUCAGCAUCCUGGGUCUGAAGGGAAGCUAUCACGGAGAUACCAUCGGUGUCAUGGACUGCUCCGAACCAUCCACCUAUAACAAGAAGGUGGAAUGGUACCGCGGACGUGGAUAUUGGUUCGACUUCCCUCAGAUCAAGAUGUCCCAAGGCAUGUGGCAUGUAGAGGUCCCUGAGGAGUUGAAAGAAGCGCUGGGACCCAAUCUCGAAUUCCCUACUCUAGACUCCAUCUUCAAUCUGGAAGAGCGCGUCAACUCAGACGCCGCCAAGCGCUAUCGCUCAUACAUCCAAAGUACCAUCGAGGAUCUCGUUGCCAAGGAAGGAAAGAAAUUCGGCGCUCUCAUCAUGGAGCCGAUCAUCCUUGGAGCCGGCGGAAUGCUCUUUGCCGAUCCCCUAUUCCAAUACACCCUCACCCAAGUCACCCGCUCCAACCCACAACUCUUCAGCCCCAAGGCUCCAUCGCCCUCAACGACAUCCUGGUCCGGCCUCCCCGUCAUCUUCGACGAAGUCUUCACCGGUCUAUACCGUCUCGGUCGUCGCACCGCUGCCUCCUUCCUAGGCUUACACCCGGACAUCACAGUCAACGCCAAGCUCCUCACAGGCGGUCUACUCCCCCUCUGCACCACCAUGGCCAGUAACGAGAUCUUCGACGCCUUCUCCAGUCCCGAGAAGAGCGACGCUCUCCUCCACGGCCACAGCUACACCGCCCACGCGAUCGGAUGUACCGUGGCUCAGAAAUCAUUACAGACAAUGAUGGACAUGGAGCAGACAGGCCAAUGGAACCCGUACCAGGCCGAUUGGACUUCUGCAUCAUCUCCCGCCGCCCACACAAAGCCCGAAGACGCUAUUUGGAGUAGUUGGUCCCAUGGUCUCGUGCGGGAUCUCUCCUUCGCGCACUCUGUCGAGGGUCUGUUUGCAAUUGGUACCGUGUUGAGCAUUACUCUGCGUGAUGAAUCUGGAAAAGGAGGUUCGUUACGAUCAUUCCCCCUUCCCACUCGACGGAACUAUCUUCGUCAUUUUAACUCCAGUCUAGGUUACACCUCAACCGCCGCUCAGGGCCUUCAGAAACGACUUGCCGUGACGGGUAAGCCGUACGGUGUGCACUCUCGGGUACUAGGUAAUGUGAUCUACCUCAUGGCUAGCGUGACAUCUAAGCCUGAAUCUCUGAGAGAGAUUGAGGGGUUGUUGCGUGAGGCUCUUUUGUGA